Messenger RNA from Stegodyphus dumicola, 7020 nucleotides. It is a transcript of the gene Snoo, whose product is annotated as Sno oncogene. Gene Ontology annotation, cellular component: transcription regulator complex; nucleus; cytoplasm. Lineage: Eukaryota; Metazoa; Arthropoda; Arachnida; Araneae; Eresidae. Gene Ontology annotation, biological process: negative regulation of BMP signaling pathway. The record is from RefSeq and is a predicted model, not a curated record. Gene Ontology annotation, molecular function: SMAD binding; RNA polymerase II cis-regulatory region sequence-specific DNA binding; DNA-binding transcription factor activity, RNA polymerase II-specific.
CCAGUGUGCAGACCACCACACCAUGAAGGCAUGCCAAGAAGGCAGGAAAAAUACCUUAUAGGGGGAAGUCAAAUUGUUCUGUUCUAUACAAAAAAGGGGGAAAUACUUUUAAUAUUACAUCAUUAAUAUUAGAAUGCAGUUUUAAUAUUUAUCCAAGAACAUAAUUGAAUUAAAAAAAAAGAUUUUAGUUUUUACAAUAAUAUUUACUUUUUCUAUACUUAUAAUACAGCAUAUUUCUGAUUUGUUUUAUAAGGAAACAGCAAUAUGAUCUUUCCCAAGAUCUGUGUAAUUAUCUUUUUGUUUUAUUUUUAUCAUCAUCAUCUUUAAAUGUUCUUUCAGAAUUAUACAUGACUAGGUGAUUAUGUUUUACUGCAGUUUUUCUCUACCUUUUUUGCCCCAUGCUUCCCUUUCAGCACCCCUAGAAGAUCCUCCUCCUUCUUUUCAAAACUCAAAAUGCAUUUAUUUAUUUAAAUUUAGAUUAUUUUUAAUGUGUUUUAUAAAUUAACAACAAAGGGUAUAGAAAUUGUUAAUAAAUAAUAAACCCUGAAUAAAACUAGUUUAUAUAUAUAUUCAUGAACUAAGUACUAACAGCUAAGUAAAAGGCUGAUCCCUUUCUCCACCCCCCCGGAAAAAAAAAAAAAAAAAAAAAAAAAAAAAAAAAAACCUCCAAGGGGGGGGCCUGCUGUCUGGUUGAAAAGCCUUUGUUUUUUGCUAUGUCUCUGUGGUAGUGUUUAUAUGUAUUUCUAAUAAAUAUUAAUACCUGAAAAACUAGAUAAUAUGUUUGCUUCAAUCGGAAUCUGUUUUUCAGAUCCUUGCUGAAAGCUGUGAUCCUACAAAACGAGUUCGGGUGGAGAGUUAUUAUCCUUAUCCAUAUUCUCUGGAUCCAACGCUGGUGUACUGGUAUGCCAAUCCCCUGUGGAACAAAGUGACUGCCUUCAAACCUUUGCCCCCUGUGAUCACCAAAGACGGAAAACCUGUGUAUAUUCCUCCCGACGUUUUGCCUACCAUUUUCAAAGAGAGGCAUGAAAAUCAUUACCAGACAAAUUUUGCACUUACUUCAGCCGCUGUCCAGAAAUUAGGGCUGAUGAAAGUGCCUGAAGAUCAAGCAGUCCUAGCUUACCAUGCCCAUAAAACAGAAACAGUGAGCAAAAGAAAUCUGAAAAAAGAACAUGAUUAUGAUUCAAAUUCCUGUUGUUUUGAUUCAGAAGAUACAUUUUCAGAUACCAGUUUUAGUACUCUUUCUGCAGGAACAGAAGAUGGUUUGUUUGCUAACUUAGAUGAUGAAGAUGAGCUUCGACCAAGUGCAGAAAGUGAACUUCUUGAACUUAACAAGAUAUUGACUGAUGUUGAUGCUUCACUUCGCACAAAAAUAAUGUCUCAAGUUGAAUCGUUAAUUGCCAAGUACCGUAAGUGCCUCAGUGUUGCUGUUCAGGGGAAGAAACUCUAUCAGAUGGAGUUAGAAAAGAUUCAUUAUACACAAAGAGGAAAGCUACGUAAGUUACAAGAAACAAAUAAGUACCUUAGAAAAGAAAUGCGAAAACUUCAAAAUAGUACUAAUGUUCUCAUCAUUAAUAAUAAUGAACAGUGUGUUGAAAGCAAGAAUUUGAGGAUGACAUCAGUCCUUGCUAAUCCUCAUACUGAAGAAAAGGAAAAAGAAAUUGCAACUGAUGACAAAACAGAAAGCAAACUAGUUAUUCAUUCAGAGCAAGAUGAUGGUGUACUUGUAGCAGAAAAGCAAGAUACAAUUGUCUUAGCGGCCAGCCCUACCCUGCCAAAGCAGUCCCCUAAUGUAGAAGCUGAACCUCUUGGAAAAUGAACCUUUUGCUGAUUUCUAUGGUGCUCAUUCAAUUUCAGAGGCAAGAUAUUUGCCUUUUGUUAAAAGUUGUGAUCAGUUCUUUUUCCAGUGUUCCCUAUGAAGUACAAGUGGCUUUUAUAGUCAUUGUCGUCAUGCACAGUGGCUGUGAGCCAAAAUUGCAGUCAUUUAUGCGAGUGCCAGUGCUAACAUUCAUCAUUCUUUCCAAGGUUUUAUGUUAUCAUGUAUUUAAAGAAAACAGUUAAAAUAUUAUGACGAAAAGGGGAAGUACCUGCAUUUUUUUCAAAAAAUUUUGUAAUAUAUUGUUUUCUGUUGAAUUUGAAAAUGAACUCCCACCUUGCUUUUUUUUUUUUUUUUUUUUUUUUUGUGUGUGUGCGUGUGUGUGUGUGUGUGUAAAUUUCUUUAGAAAAGUAUAAAUUUGUAAAUAGCUUUUUUCAUAGAAGUCAUUUUGAACACUCUCCAUUCGUGUACAUCAUCAUUUAGGAAACAAUCUCCUCCUUCCUAAUGGAUAAUUUUUUUAAAUAAUUUAAAGCAUCUUGUAAAAAAAAAAAAAAAAAAAAAAAAAUGUCCUGUGUCAUUGCUUAAUGUAUACAUAAAUGUGUAAAGUGAUGUAAUGUUUAACAAUUUAAAUACAGGCUUUUAAUAAUUGUCUUUUGCCUAUGGCUGUUUCCUCUGUAUAAAUCAAAUAAGAAGCCUUCUUGACUUAACACUGUUGUUAAACAUUGUUCAAUUUUACAUAUUUAUGCUUAACAUAAAAUUAUGGUACUUUCUAACUGUCUGCACCCCUACCAAAAAGUUGUGAAUUUUUUUGUGAUUAAUUUAUUGGAAACUAAUACUUAGCCAUUUUCAAAAUGGUGGUGCACUAAGAAUUAGAUACAAGAAUACUCAGUCAAUAAAAUUAAAAAUAUAAAAACCAUCUAACCUUUUUCGAGAAAUCUUUCGUUUUUGCACUAUUGUUCUUCCCAUGUACACAACAACCUGUUUCCACUCAAAAAACAUCAGAGAAUUACACGAACAAAACAGGUAUGUUCUACAUACAAACCUGGAUUGCCACAUGAAUACUCUUUGGCAGUAUUAUGGAUUUGCCACAUAACUAUUUUGGUGACAUACUGCUUUGCCUCAUGAAUACUUUUCAUUGGGGGUGCAGAUAAUCAGAAAGUGUCAAAGUUAUUUACUUAUACACUUCUAUGCAUUUAUUAUGACUAAUAUAAACUUUUUAAAAGGUGAUCUAAAUUCUGGUACAUUUAAAAUGCUAAUGCUUUGAAAUUAAGUGAGAUUUUUAUCACCUAGUGUAUUAAACGUUCAAACUACUUUUAAAAGUUUCUACUAGUCGUAAAAAGUAUUUUCUAUUAUUGAAUUGUUCAGAUGUUUUAUUCUCGUUUAUGAAAUACCUGAGUAUACAGCGUCCAAAUUUCAAGUAUCCAUUGCUUUACAUUGCAUGCAUGUUAAAAAUGUAUUUACAGUCUGUUUUUUUGGGGGGAGAGGGUUGAUUUUAAAAUUAUUUGUGGUAUACUACCUGAUUAUAAAUUAUACAGUUGUUAUAUUUAAACUAUUGGCUUGCAUUGUAUUAUCCUUUGAACUUCAGGACUGUCAAUUGAUUAAUAUAUUUAUUCAAAUGCUUCAUAUAAAAAAUAUUGAUUUGCUGUAAUGUCAUAAAGUACCCUUGAAAAAAAUGUGCUCUUAUUAUUUAGUAAUGAAUUAUGCAUGAAUCACCGUGAUUAAAAAUUUUCGGGAUAAAAUAUUUAAAAAAAAUUCAUAUAGUCAUAAUUUGAGAGAAUCACUGUGAUUAAAAAUUUUCAGGAUAAAAUAUUAAAAAAAUUUGAUAUAGUCAUAAUUUGAGUGUUAAUAAUAAUUGUAGUAUAAUUUUGCAUUGAUUUAUUUUUAUCUUAAUUAAAAAAAUUGCUGCAACAAUUGGUUUACUAUAAUUUGAGUUUUUUAACUGUUUGAAAAUAACAUGCAAAUGAAUUUGUCUUAUAUUUAAAAAAAAAAAAAAAAUUGUUUGUAUCAUGCUCAACUAUGUGAAUAUAUAAUUUUUUUAUUCAGUUUAAAAUUGUAUUUGUAACCACAAGCUUAUGUUUAGCUUAAAGAUUAGGUUACCUUACUUAAAUAUAGCAAAGCACAUGAGACUAUCUGCCUAAGGAAAGGGAUGCCUUUGUGAAAGACUUUCUAAGGAAAAUUGGCUCAUAUUCACAUUAUAUAUGAGGAAAACCAACCAAUUCAUCCACACUUGAACCAGGUCAAACUACCAGUAUGCAAAUUGUUGAGGCUGAAAGUACAUUUUUAUAAUUCUUAAUGUUAAUGAAAUAAUUCUGUGAAAUAUUAUUUAGUACUACAUUUUUGCAACAAAUAAACAAAAGCAAAGGCAUUUUAAAAAUUUGGUUGUACUCAGUACACAGAAGCGAACAAUGGCAUAACUGGGCGGUCAAGGGAAAACAUGUAUACCUGGUUCACAACAUCCAGGGGGCAGCAAAUAGAUGCUACAGAACUUUAGAAUAAAGUGUUUUCUAUUCUUAGCAAACAGCAUGGGAUGUGAAAUCUUCAGCUGUCCCCAGACACUGAAAACCCUAGGUGGUGAAAGUUCCUCUUUCUUUCUGUAUUUGUCAAAAUAUAAAGAGACUCUGGAGGUGAAAGUUUCUUGCAUUUAUGAACAGUUUUUUUCAGUGCCAUUUUCAGCAAAUUGACAUUCUUAGAUCCUGCACUGUAAUUUUUAAUCUAUAGUUUUUGAUUUAGUGUAUAGUUUUUGAUAGCAGAAAAAAAGAAGGCAUGUUAGAGGUAAAAGGAAAUAUUAGUCACUAAAAUUUAACAUUUAAGUCUAAUCUGCUUUACUGAUCAAGGCUUCAUUGAUUAUAAAGAGUUGAAUAUCUUAAUUUUAAACUUGUAUAAAUCAAGAAUUUUUUUAGAUAAAAAUCUGCUGUGUUUUAAACUUUUCUAGCCAAUCAUUGCAUUUUCCAUCUUAAUAAGAAUGAAUUAAAAAAUCCCUUAUUUCAUAUAUAACAAGCUACCAAAUUUCAUAUAUAACCAGAUAAACUUGCAUUAAAGCAAAGGAUACUUGAUUAUUCCUGUAUACCAUUUUAGAAUUACCUCAUUUUUAAAAUUUUUUUUCAUAUUUAAUUUCAAAUUAAAUAUAUGUCAGUUGUUUUAAAAAAUUAAAAAAAAAUGUACAUAAAGCAUUUCACAGGAAUAUAUUUAAGUUGAUGGGUAAACAAGUUUCUAUAUUUGUCAAAAUAUUGUAAAUUUGUUCAACUUGUCAGGCAAGGGCAUGUUGUGAAUGAUUAGGUUUGUUUUCAUGGUUUCAUACUUAUGUUUUGAGAAAUGUGAAAUGCCAAACUUUCUGGUAAAAUAAGUACAAAUUUUUUUUCAUCACAAUUUGAAUCAUAAACUUCUGUGAAAAUUUAGAACUGCCAUUGUGUUUGUUAUACUGUAAACAUUUGCAUCAUUCUUUUUCCCCCUUCUUUGCUGGUAAGUUUAUUUUUAAAGGAAAAAAAGUGUUUCAUCUUUAAACCAUAAAUGAAAUAUUUUAUUUUUUGUUUGUAAAGAGUCACUUGUUUUACAAAGCACUUUCUGAAUUUUAAUAAUUAAAAUUUUUAUGGAUUUUUGUUAUUUUUUCUUCAGUUUUUCUUUUUCCUUUUAGAUUUUUAUUGUUGGUAAAAAUUAAAACAAGCAAAAUUCAAUUAUGUUAUUGUAAAAUGUAAUCAGAAAUCCUGCGUUUAAUAUGUUUAUAUCAUAUGUAAUGAAAAAUAUAUUUGCAAUAAAAGUACUAUAUUGGUCAUUUUAAUUCAGUAUGAUGCAAUAUUGUUAGCAAAUUUGAUAAAAUUUAUAUGUUAUGGAGAAAAAUUGUUCAUAGCACUUUUAAUAUGUGCACUUAUAUUUGAAAAAAAAAUAAUUUACUUAAAUUUAUCCUUAGUCUGAUUAUGCAAUGUAAAUAUAAGGUUGGUUAGUAUUUUUUGUUUUAUUAAAAAAAUUAUCUUUUUAAUGAGAAUCAUUGUGUAGUCUUUUUUACCUUUCUCACCCCCCAGCAAAAGGAAAAAUCUUUCUGUUCAGUGAUAUAACUUAAAUGUAAUGAUAGCAAACUGCUGCUAAGCAUUCUUUAUUGGAUAAAUUAUUUAUUUUUUAAUAUCCAAUGAAGCAUUCCAUUAAAUUUUAUUGCUUUAGUUGGAGUUAUUGAGAUUAUUUGUUUUUAUUUCACAUGUUUCUGAAAAUGCAUGAUAAAUAUUGAAAUACUGCUUUCUAGGCUAGCAGUUGUUCAGCAAUAACAUUGGCUUACAAGCAGACAUUUCUGUGUUAAAGACCUCUAGUAAUUUUACUUUUUUAAACCAGUGAUUUUUCUUCCAUUAUGAUGUCCUUUUUUAUGUAAAUUAAAAUUUACAAAACAUUAAUUUUGUUUUCUGUGUUUAAAGAUUUUCCAUUUAUUUGUUUGAUAUAUAUUUCAAUUGAGAAAAGUGUUCUUGUUAGUUGUACAGUGUAUAAUAUUGAGAAGGCUGUAGCCUUUUUUAUUUACCUGUAGUUUGUUACAUUAAGGAUUGUGAUUGGAGAAGAUGUCUGGCCUUAAGUAUUGUACAUAAAACAUGUUUUCAACAUACAUUUUAGUGUAUGUGGAGAGGUUGUCUGAAUAUGAGUGAUUGAGGUGAGUCAUUUAUGACUAGUGAUACUUUUUGCAUUAAAGCCAGAGUAGUUAAGAGUGAAAAGAAACAUCAAGUGUGAUAUUAAAGCUUUGUUUUAUCUUUCCAUUCAAAAAUGAACUUGAACAUAUAAUAUAUUUGGAAUUGUUUUUCCAGUUUUCCAGAAAUAUGAAGAAAAAAAAUUACUUCUCUGUCAAUACCAUUCUUUUGCUUUCUUUUGAAAUACUGAAUUUUGUUUCCUCUGUGAUACUGAGAAAGAAACUUUAAAAAUUAAUUUUCUUUCUGUGAAGUUGUUUUUAUUAUACAUUCUUCAAUAUCUGUGUAUUCAUAUGAAUGAGAGAAUGGACUUUUAAAAUUAUAAUUCUUAAUUUCAUUGUUAAAAUUGCUUCUUUUGUGUAAAUUAUGCUAUUUGAGACUUAACUUUUCAUGUUUAAUGUGUAGGAAUCGAUAUAAAAGUUAAACAUAUUUGAUCAGAAUCUUAUUAAUAUCUGUGAAUUUAUCUUUAAAAUAUAAUGAAAAAAAUUAUGGGAAUCAAAAAAAAAAAAAAAAAAAAAAAAAAAAAAAAAAAAAAAAAAUUGAAAGGGGGGA